Messenger RNA from Sphenostylis stenocarpa, 348 nucleotides. The record is from the annotation of a GenBank genome assembly. NCBI's taxonomy places the organism in Eukaryota, Viridiplantae, Streptophyta, Magnoliopsida, Fabales, Fabaceae.
AUGGCAUCGACGGCAGCGUACCUUGCUCGGCGCGCGGCGCAGAAGGAGAGGGUUCGGAUCCUGUACCGCCGCGCCCUCAAAGACACUCUCAAUUGGGCCGUACAUCGCCACCUCUUCUACAACGACGCUUCAAACCUCCGCGAUAGGUUCGAGGAAAACAAACACGUGGAAGAUCCUGAUACAAUUGAUAGGCUCAUAGCGGAUGCUGAAGCCUCAUACAACAAGUGGCGUCAUCCAGAUCCUUACAUAGUUCCUUGGGCUCCGGGUGGUUCCAAGUUUACUCGCAACCCAGCUCCACCUCAAGGGAUUGAGAUCGUCUAUAAUUAUGGCCGUGAAGAUAAUGACUGA